GGACCAAAGCAGGCAAGUUUCAUUCAUGCGCUUUUGAGACACAUUUCCUAUCAUAUAAGCACAAACGCACAUUACAUCGUUUUUGGGUAAUCUCUGUGGAGGGCAUCAUAUACUCAGCCUCUCAAACCUGCAGCCACCCUGAGAGGCAAGUCAGGCAAUGCAACACACUCUAACCUACAGGUGCUCUAUCUGUCUACAUGACAAACUGUACAGACAGAGGUAAAGAGACACAAUCCAGACUAAAGAAGUGUUUUCUGUCAAGUAUCUGUUUCAGUAUUUUUACUCGAGGGCACAGCUUUACAAGCUUGCAAAAGGCUGAGGCUGCAUGGAGCUCUCUGGGGACUCCGGAUGGAUGAUGUUGCCCAUGGCGGAUUUGGACGCUUCUCACGCUGGCUUAGGGCAAGGCACCGGGUACAUUGAACCAUCACUAUUGUCCCUGGAGGAAGUAGAUGGAUUUCUUAGUCAUAUAGAUUCUCCAGGACAUCCUUAUUUUCACACACACACAUCUAACCCUCAAGCGCGAACGUCGUACAGCCAAGUUCCAGGUCGUUUGUACGGUGGUUCUGUGCGCCACCCUCACUUUCUUCACACGCAAGCUUACCCUUGGAUGGAGGGCAGUAAAUCGAGUACUUCUGUGGUCCAGCAACCCGUGACCUGGUCACAGAGUCAUUUAGGAAAGCCUGCUGCUGGAACUUCGCUCGGGAUCUCGUCGGUGCAUCCAGGCCCAUGCGCUCAUGGCUCGGCCCCCGUAGCCACGCGUUGCACCACGCAGUUCUACUACUUGCCUCCUACACCGCCCACUGCCGCUGCUCCGGAGCCGGACGUCACAAAGUAUCCUGCAGUUAUUCUUGAUGGGACAAAGAUGCAGACCACAGUCCCUCUCCAGAGUUGUACGGCGCACGAUGCGGCUCCUGUGCGUCCGUUUCCAGCGUAUGCGUUAGCAGGAACGCGCGAGCACGCGGCGGGUCUGUUCUGCAGGGCCAUGGGGGAAUUAACGGCCAAAUCAAAGACCAAGGGACGUACUGGUUCGGAAGGCCGUGAGUGUGUGAACUGUGGGGCCACCUCCACUCCAUUGUGGCGACGAGAUGGCACAGGCCAUUAUUUGUGUAAUGCAUGUGGACUUUACCACAAGAUGAAUGGCCAAAACCGACCUCUCAUCAGACCCAAACGUCGACUGUCAGCAGCCAGGAGAGCAGGUACUUGCUGUGCAAACUGCCACACGGGCACCACCACACUGUGGAGACGUAACACCAAUGGAGAUCCGGUUUGCAACGCCUGUGGACUCUACUACAAGCUGCACAAUAUGAACCGCCCACUCACUAUGAAGAAGGAAGGUAUUCAGACUCGCAACAGAAAAAUGUCCACCAAAUCUAAACGAAGGAGAGGCGAGAGCUCUCACCAAUUUCACUUCAGCAGAUUUAUGCAGGAUAAACCACAUGCCUUCAACCAAAUCACCAAUAUUCCUGCCCAUGUAAACAUGACACCACCUGUCGAGUUUUAUCCAGCCUUCAGCCACAUGCACCAUGCUAACUUGUUAACUGCCAUGAGCUGAGCACCAAGCAGAGGUGUUUUUGUUCAGUAGUGAAAUUACAGAGACAUUUAUUUAAGUGCUUAACAAAUAUGCAGUGAUAUGUUUUU
Messenger RNA from Tachysurus vachellii, 1638 nucleotides. RefSeq names its product GATA binding protein 2b (gene gata2b). Gene Ontology annotation, cellular component: nucleus. Gene Ontology annotation, molecular function: DNA-binding transcription factor activity, RNA polymerase II-specific; zinc ion binding; RNA polymerase II cis-regulatory region sequence-specific DNA binding. The coding region runs from base 326 to 1552 and encodes 408 amino acids. The record is from RefSeq and is a predicted model, not a curated record. The transcript is spliced from 5 exons. Gene Ontology annotation, biological process: negative regulation of transcription by RNA polymerase II; cell fate commitment; positive regulation of transcription by RNA polymerase II. Lineage: Eukaryota; Metazoa; Chordata; Actinopteri; Siluriformes; Bagridae.